Lineus longissimus is the source of this 2052-nucleotide messenger RNA. Its product is annotated as sushi, von Willebrand factor type A, EGF and pentraxin domain-containing protein 1-like. The record is from RefSeq and is a predicted model, not a curated record. NCBI's taxonomy places the organism in Eukaryota, Metazoa, Nemertea, Pilidiophora, Heteronemertea, Lineidae. The coding region runs from base 1 to 2052 and encodes 683 amino acids. The transcript is spliced from 11 exons.
AUGAAGUGUCAGUGCAGAGAUGUGACUGAGAAGUGUGACGUCAUAACAGGGAAGUGUCCUCGGUCCGGGUGCAAUGACAAGUACGGAGGUGUAAACUGCCAAACGGAGAUCUUGUGCGACAAGCCUCAACUGAGAAAUGGUACUGCAAUCACAACUUCUCUGAAGGUUGGGGACUCGGUUCGGUUCAGAUGCAUUGAAGGUUUUGUUGUAUAUGGGAAGGCAAGUUCCACGUGCAUUAAAGAGAGAACUGGCAUCAAGGGGACCUGGCGUGACCCAGCGCCGACAUGCACAGAGAUUACCUGUGAAUCGCCACGUUUGCCCAAUGGUAAUGUGAGCCUAGCCUCAUUGAUGUUUGGCGAAACCGUUGACUUCAUAUGUAAUGAUGGUUACGUUCUUGAAGGAAAUAUGAAUUCAACCUGUAUCAGUAAUGGUACUGGAAAUCCUAGAGGAAAGUGGACAGACCCGACUCCCAGCUGCAUUGAGAUAACUUGCGAGGAACCAACCUUGCUUUUUGGCAACGUUAGUUCGUCCUCAUCGACGUUUGGCGAUACAAUUGACUUCAUGUGUAGCGAAGGUUACGUUCUUGAAGGAAAUAUGAAUUCAACCUGUAUCAGUAAUGGUACUGGAAAUCCUAGAGGAAAGUGGACAGACCCGACUCCCAGCUGCAUUGAGAUAACUUGCGAGGAACCAACCUUGCUUUUUGGCAACGUUAGUUCAUCCUCAUCGACGUUUGGCGAUACAAUUGACUUCAUAUGUAAUGAUGGUUACGUUCUUGAAGGAAAUAUGAAUUCAACCUGUAUUAGUAAUGGUACUGGAAAUCCUAGAGGAAAGUGGACAGACCCGACUCCCAGCUGCAUUGAGAUAACUUGCGAGGAACCAACCUUGCUUUUUGGCAACGUUAGUUCAUCCUCAUCGACGUUUGGCGAUACAAUUGACUUCAUAUGUAAUGAUGGUUACGUUCUUGAAGGAAAUAUGAAUUCAACCUGUAUCAGUAAUGGUACUGGAAAUCCUAGAGGAAAGUGGACAGACCCGACUCCCAGCUGCAUUGAGAUAACUUGCGAGGAACCAACCUUGCUUUUUGGCAACGUUAGUUCAUCCUCAUCGACGUUUGGCGAUACAAUUGACUUCAUGUGUAGCGAAGGUUACGUUCUUGAAGGAAAUAUGAAUUCAACCUGUAUCAGUAAUGGUACUGGAAAUCCUAGAGGAAAGUGGACAGACCCGACUCCCAGCUGCAUUGAGAUAACUUGCGAGGAACCAACCUUGCUUUUUGGCAACGUUAGUUCAUCCUCAUCGACGUUUGGCGAUACAAUUGACUUCAUGUGUAGCGAAGGUUACGUUCUUAAAGGAAAUAUGAAUUCAACCUGUAUCAGUAAUGGUACUGGAAAUCCUAGAGGAAAGUGGACAGACCCGACUCCCAGCUGCAUUGAGAUAACUUGCGAGGAACCAACAUUGCUUUUUGGCAACGUUAGUUCAUCUUCAUCGACGUUUGGCGAUACAAUUGACUUCAUGUGUAGCGAAGGUUACGUUCUUAAAGGAAAUAUGAAUUCAACCUGUAUCAGUAAUGGUACUGGAAAUCCUAGAGGAAAGUGGACAGACCCGACUCCCAGCUGUAUUGAGAUAACUUGCGAGGAACCAACCUUGCUUUUUGGCAACGUUAGUCAAUCCCCAUCGACGUUUGGCGAUACAAUUGACUUCACGUGUAGCGAAGGUUACGUUCUUAAAGGAAAUAUGAAUUCAACCUGUAUCAGUAAUGGUACUGGAAAUCCUAGAGGAAAGUGGACAGACCCGACUCCCAGCUGCAUUGAGAUAACUUGCGAGGAACCAACCUUGCUUUUUGGCAACGUUAGUCAAUCCCCAUCGACGUUUGGCGAUACAAUUGACUUCACGUGUAGCGAAGGUUACGGUCUUAAAGGAAAUAUGAAUUCAACCUGUAUCAGUAAUGGUACUGGAAAUCCUAGAGGAAAGUGGUCAAAUAUGGCUCCCAGCUGUGUUGGUAAGAAACAAACAGAACUUCCGCUUUUCCCUUCCUUUCCCAUCCAUGUACCUGCUUGA